Messenger RNA from Mycosarcoma maydis (corn smut), 1500 nucleotides. RefSeq lists its product as uncharacterized. NCBI's taxonomy places the organism in Eukaryota, Fungi, Basidiomycota, Ustilaginomycetes, Ustilaginales. The record is from RefSeq and is a predicted model, not a curated record. The transcript is spliced from 2 exons. Bases 1 to 1500 code for a protein of 499 amino acids.
AUGCUUCUAAACUUAUUUCGCGCAUUUACGCCUGACGACUUUGUCUGGCGCCACGAUAUCACGACAAACGCAGAUCUACUUGCGUUCAUCCACAGCAUGAUCCUCCCUCGGCCUAGCAAAGCUGUUCAAGUGUACAUGGUGUUAGAUGUCAUCCAAAGCCUCGUCACGGCCGGACUCUGCGCGAACGUCAUCCUGAAAAAGGGUCGUGCACGCAGCACCCGCUUCAUCAUGCUACCGUAUAGCUUUGUUCUCACCUGCAGUCCGCGAUCACCGAUCUCAAAUGUGUCCAGCACGCGUCGCAAAGGCCUUCUCACAUCCAGACGCAGUUGGAUCCACCUUCCGCUGCCCCAUUCAGCGUGGGUGAUGAAUACGUUCAUGGUCGGUGUUGGCGUCACUAUGCUUGUCUAUAACGGCGUCAUGCUGUAUUUCAGCGCUAGACAGAGGUAUCUAGCCAACGCAAGGCCCCACGGCAUCUACAGCGAUCUUGCGUCCAAGCAUCAUACACGAGAAUGGCUCGAUUCAAUGCCCACAGCCGAAGCGUUGUACCAAACCAAGUUGGCAUGGUGUGAUCUGGUCAACGUGUAUCGCUGGUGCUGUGCAGGGCUUGCAUCUUACAUGGUGUUGGUCGUGUUGAUGAUCGCCAUGUUGGUGCUGUAUGCGGUGCCAAAUCAGAUGUAUCUGCUGGAUCAUCUGCUGCACAUGUACCCAGACGAGCACUUUGUGCAGCCGAGAAAACGUGGCUUAACGCACACGAUACCAGCUCUGUGGAAGAUCGGAAGACCAAGCAAGUUGUCCGGCAACCAGUACUCGGCUUUCAAGAAGACGUGGAUGAUGAUCGUGCUAGGACAUUCGCAGGUGGUCCUGCUGCUUGCGGGGGUUUUCGCUUUUGCCGUACCUCUAUUCUACCUAUAUUUCGUGCCGUGGUACAACCUGUUUCACGGCAAGAGCGCAGAUCACCAGGUCGAGUUCAUUGUUUCGUACAUUAUCUCGGCGGCUUUCCUUACAGGCGGUUGGAUUACAGCGUUCUCAGCCAUGCUCACGUUUGACGACGUCUACCGCGCCGUUUUGGGGCUCGGCAAUGCGACCACCGAAAGUGGUCCGAUGUCCAGGACUGUGGAUAGCGACUCGACUCUACACGUCUCCAAUGAUGUUGAAAGUGAUGCGCAGCGUGAGCACCCAACCAAGCUUCAAAGCACUCUGCUACAUCACGCCGCUCCAUCUUCGCCAACCAUCGAUUCGUCGGACGACGAAAAGUCGACCCACUGUCUCGAGCACAAUACCACGUCCCAGUCCAGCACCAACAGGGUACUCGUUGUUACCAGCACCACCGUGCGAGUUGAUCACGAUCCGCCCCCGAUCGAACCAUCCGACACCAUCCCCAACACUUUAUCUAACCCUAACCAGUGUUCGUCGCCAUACAGCUUUCUCACACGAAACCGGAUCACGAACCAGUCACACAGCCGCACGCUCCCUCCCGGCAAAGCCAACACCCUCUCCUAA